Malania oleifera is the source of this 1323-nucleotide messenger RNA. RefSeq lists its product as uncharacterized. The transcript has 9 exons. The record is from RefSeq and is a predicted model, not a curated record. Gene Ontology annotation, molecular function: hydrolase activity. Bases 51 to 1100 code for a protein of 349 amino acids. Lineage: Eukaryota; Viridiplantae; Streptophyta; Magnoliopsida; Santalales; Ximeniaceae.
ACCAGGAGAAAUUUGGAGUGGACCGGUGGCUCACGGCGAUCAGAACGGCGAUGUGGAGCGCGUUGUCAAACGCGCCACCCGUCUGCUGUCUCCACGGAUCUUCUCUCUCCCCGUCGUCUGAGCCCUUCGGCUGCUCAUCCAUGGCUGCGUCUGCUCGAAUCGCGGUUGUCGGAGACGUUCACGAUGAUUGGAGUCUAAAGGAAGAUACGAGGGCACUUCAGUUUUUGCAGCCUGAUUUGGUGCUGUUUACAGGUGAUUUUGGUAACGAGAAUGUUGAACUUGUUAGAAGCGUUGCAAAUCUUGAAAUGGCUAAAGCAGUAAUACUGGGUAAUCAUGACACCUGGACUACUAAACAAUUUUCAGCAACGAAAAAAGACUCUGUUCAACUUCAGCUUGAAUGUCUCGGUGAGGAGCAUGUAGGUUACGGACGCCUGGACUUUCCUGCAUUAAAGCUGAGCAUUGUUGGUGGACGACCAUUUUCUUGUGGUGGUGACCAGUUGUUUCGGAAAAAGCUUUUGACUGCAAGAUAUGGAGUUGCUGACAUGGAUGGAAGUGCAAAGAGAAUCUGUAAAGCUGCUCUGCCGAAGCCGGAGGAUCAUUCUGUUAUAUUUCUUGCACAUAAUGGACCCACAGGUUUAGGUUCUAAGAUAAAUGACAUCUGUGGCAGAGAUUGGGUCUUUGGAGGUGGUGACCAUGGUGACCCAGAUUUAGCACUAGCCAUUUCCCACUUGAAAGAGACAACCAACUUAUCUAUCCCUUUGGUUGUGUUUGGUCACAUGCACAAAGAGCUAGCACAUGGAAAUGGUCUUCGAAGAAUGAUUGUCGUAGGGACCGACAACACUAUAUAUCUAAAUGGGGCCAUUGUUCCUAGGGUUAAAAUGAUUGAUGAACAAGGAACCAGCGAGAGAUGCUUCAUGAAUAAAGAAACCCCUAUUUUGAACCCCAACUCAAAAGGCACAACACGAGCUUUCACUUUAGUUGAGAUUUUGAAUGGAAGACUGCAGAGAAUUGCAGAAACUUGGGUGUCAGUUAUUGGAGAUGAAGCAACAUUCGAAGAAGAGCACAUAUUAUUCAAGAGCGGCACUGAGCUUUCUCCAUGAUGGUGUCCCAGUUGCGGUGCAGCCACCGCCUGUCCUCUAAAUUGCUCCUGUACCAUGCAUGCUAAUCUUUUUGCUAAGAAAUUCGCUUUUUAGUAAUUCUCAAGUUCCUAUGGGUUACUGCAAUUUUGGCUGUUUCUAUAGCUGCUAGAGAAAUACAGUUUUUUGUAAUGUGCUCCCUAUGCAAUUGGAAAUUUGAUGCUGGAAAGGAGUGGGUUUCCCCAAA